This is a messenger RNA of Molossus molossus (Pallas's mastiff bat), 1857 nucleotides long. It is a transcript of the gene LMNTD2, whose product is annotated as lamin tail domain containing 2. Gene Ontology annotation, molecular function: structural constituent of chromatin. The record is from RefSeq and is a predicted model, not a curated record. The transcript has 13 exons. The coding region runs from base 1 to 1857 and encodes 618 amino acids. Gene Ontology annotation, biological process: chromatin organization. Lineage: Eukaryota; Metazoa; Chordata; Mammalia; Chiroptera; Molossidae. Gene Ontology annotation, cellular component: lamin filament.
AUGGCUCCCAAGUCUUGCCGGGAGGCUGGAGAAGCCAAGGAAGAGGCUUCCCCACCUCUGGUGGAUGAAGAGCUGCUCACUAGCCACCUGGGGCCUCCAGAGGAUACACCUGCAGACCUGCUGAGUCCCGAAAGCCUGAAGGACACCAAGCCCCGCUCCGCACAAGUGGUCUCCCUCAAGCUGCAAGUGGACCCCGAGUCCCUGGACCCCCGCACAUUGCGGAUGCUGUGGAGGCAGCGAGAACUGGAGAUCCAGGCUCUGCGGUAUGCCGUCCAGAACCCCCAGGAUGCCCGGCACUGCCACAUUCUGCAAGAGGUGGCUGGGCUUCCACCUGAGAGGAGUUCUCGCAGUCAGGAAAAAGUCCUGCAGGCCCAGGUCCAGAAGCUGACUCUGGAGUUGAAAGAGCGAAAGGAACAGGCCCAGGAGGAGAAGACAAAUCUGGAGGAGGAGCUGCUGCGAACCAAGACCUUGAUGGAGCAGCUGGAGGCCGAGGUGCAGGCCUUGGAAAAGUCCUGCCUCCUGCAGCUGGCCAGCUCGUCCUGGGUGGGUCGCAUGCUGAAGUCGUCCACUGGCAGUGUGGAGGUAGUGCCUGCAGAGACCCUGAUGGAACCCAGUGACCACUCUGAGAACGAUGAAGACACUGCUGCUCGGAAGGUUAUCCGGCUGGAGGAUGUGGACUGGAACAGCAUCGCCCGUCGGUACCCCAACCUCUUCACCAACAUCAAGUUGAGCUCGCAGUACAAGCACCUCUCACCCCGGCAGCCCCCAGAGCCCCCACAGCGCCCACCGGCCUCACCGACUAACGAACGUGGCUCUGAGUUGUGCAAACAGUACAUGGAGCGUCAUAUCAAGAGUGUGGAGUGGUGCUCCCUGCCCUUCGUGGGCACCAGCAGCUCAGGGGACGCUGAUUCUGACUCCAGCAACUGCCGCCUGGAUGAGCAGUCUGGCAUGCAGAAGGCGACAGGGCAUCCGCCCCAGGGACCAGGCCACAUUUCUUUCCAGCAAAUAGACUCGGGGGCCAGGAACUUCAGCCUCCUCUCUCUGAAUAUCCGGGAAACGCACUCAGACCGGCGGGAUAAAAUUGUCCAGCUGCGCAAGUCCCCUGCAGAUUCCAAACUUUGGGACCCAGCGCACCCUUGGAGGGCCGGCUCCUGCCUGAAGAUCGUGGCUGUGAGCCUUCGAGACAGGUUCGUCUGCAUCCUCAACGAGUCAAUGGAAGAGACGAUGGACCUGGGUGGCUUCACCCUGCAGCAGUUCGAGCGCGACUUCCCGGUGUGCUUGUACCGCUUCCCGCCCCGCACGCUGCUGGGGCCGCAGCGCCACCUCACGGUGUGGGGCAAGGGGCCUGGCAGCACCAAGAAGCAGCCGCCCUCGUCCGUGGGCAGGAAGCCUCUCCACUUCCACCCCAGUCGGAGCUUGGUGACUCUUCUCCUGAGCCCCAAGGGCGAGGUUUUCAGCAAGCACCACGCCCCGCAUUGCGUGACCCCCGUUUCGAGGAUCUUCGACGAUAACACCAACUUGUCCAUCGACAGCUUCCCACUCUCAGGGGCCCAGACUGGGGCCGACACUCGAGAGCAGCGGCGCCCGCCCCGAUCCCCGCGCAACGGUCGGGUGCGGGAGGUCCGGGCCCGGCGCCGGAGGACGGGAGGACCGGCUGCGCCUCGCGGACUGCCAGGCCAGGAACGAGCACAGGGUCCGGGUGAGUGCGCGCACACGGGUGUCCAGGUGUGCCGGAAGACCGUGGACCGGGGCUGCCCGAUGGUGGCGCUGUCCGUGCACAGCAGAGCCGAGAAAAGAUUCGGUUUCCGCUUCCUCAGCUGCCCGCCCAUCACCGCGGACGCGGGCCGGCGGGUGUAG